This is a messenger RNA of Impatiens glandulifera, 369 nucleotides long. RefSeq names its product polyubiquitin-like. Gene Ontology annotation, biological process: modification-dependent protein catabolic process; protein ubiquitination. The transcript has a single exon. Gene Ontology annotation, cellular component: nucleus; cytoplasm. The record is from RefSeq and is a predicted model, not a curated record. The coding region runs from base 1 to 369 and encodes 122 amino acids. Gene Ontology annotation, molecular function: ubiquitin protein ligase binding; protein tag activity. NCBI's taxonomy places the organism in Eukaryota, Viridiplantae, Streptophyta, Magnoliopsida, Ericales, Balsaminaceae.
AUGCAGGUUUUUGUGAAAACUGUAGCAGGGAAGACAAUUAAACUUGUGGUUGAGAGUUCUGUCGACACAAUUGAAUCUGCGACGGUCAAGAUUGAGGACAUGACUAUUAAACUUGAUGUCCAGAAAGAGCCCACUUAUCAAUUUGAGAUAAUCAUAUUAAAUACCAUUGAUUACCAGAAAUUUACACUCAUUGUAGCGAGUUCAGACACUAUUCAUAGUGUUAAAGCUAAAAUCGAAGAGAAAGUUGAAGGCUAUCCACUUCACGAGCAACGUUUGCUAUAUGAUAAUACGAGGCUGGACGAUUCUCUUACUCUGAAUGAUUACCACAUUUAUUCUAAAUCUACUCUUGAUCUUUGUCGACGAAUUUGA